AUGCCAUGUAUUAGAGCAGAGAGACAGUGGGAAGUCAGGCCCACGGUUAGAGUGCGCCGCGUCCGCCACUCCAAGACCCUGAUGUGGCAGAGAGUGAGGGGGCUGGCCCGGGCCUGUCAGCGCGGCGUGGGAUACUCCGUCAACUACAAUGACCAAGACAGGGAAGAACAGGAGAUAGUGUACCUUGAGCCCAUGGGAUCAGAGCGGAUGGAGAUGCGAAAGAGGCAGAUGUCGGUGCAGCAGGAGGCAGCACCGACAGAACAGGCCCAGACGGGACCCAGCCCACGAGCCUCCAACGCCUGCUGCUUCUGCUGGUGCUGCUGCUGUAGCUGCUCCUGGAAUGAAGACAGAGACGAUAGGAAUCCAAAAGUCUCCUUUGACGGCCAAGGGGGGGCCCCAGACUGUGAAGAGUGCCCUAAGCCGACGCUGGAGGAGGCGCGCUCCUGGGGCCAGUCCUUUGAUAAGCUGAUGUGUUGUCCAGCCGGCAGGAACGCCUUUAGACAGUUUCUGCGCACGGAGUUCAGCGAGGAGAAUAUGUUGUUCUGGUUAGCCUGCGAAGAGUUCUGCCAAGAGACCAAUAAAAGUGCGAUCGAAGAGAAAGCACGGAUCAUUUAUGAGGACUACAUCUCCAUUCUGUCUCCAAAAGAGGUGAGUUUAGACUCCCGAGUGCGUGAGACCAUCAACAAGGGCAUGCAGGAGCCCUCCUCUCACACGUUUGACGACGCGCAGCUGCAGAUCUACACGCUCAUGCAAAGAGACUCGUAUCCACGUUACAUGAACUCCACGGCCUACAAAAACCUGCUCAACACCCUGUCCGAGCAGUGCCCCGAGGCCUAG
Knipowitschia caucasica is the source of this 837-nucleotide messenger RNA. The record is from the annotation of a GenBank genome assembly. NCBI's taxonomy places the organism in Eukaryota, Metazoa, Chordata, Actinopteri, Gobiiformes, Gobiidae.